Cornus florida is the source of this 2962-nucleotide messenger RNA. Its product is annotated as phosphatidylinositol 4-kinase gamma 4-like. Gene Ontology annotation, molecular function: protein binding. Lineage: Eukaryota; Viridiplantae; Streptophyta; Magnoliopsida; Cornales; Cornaceae. The coding region runs from base 856 to 2610 and encodes 584 amino acids. The record is from RefSeq and is a predicted model, not a curated record. The transcript is spliced from 2 exons.
UAUAAUUCCGCUCUCACUGUCACACACACACACACUCUCUGAGUCACUCUUUUAUCGACAUUUUUACCGGAACUCUGAAAAAUCGGCGAACAGGUCGGAACCCUUUGAAGCUUAUCGACAUAAGCUGAUGCUAAUCUAGGAAUAUUGCAAUUCAUCGCCAAUUAAUCGCCAUCUCUGCAACAUCCCAUUCUUCCCAUUAAAGCUCACCUUCUUUGCCCCAUUCCAUUUUGAUUCUUUCCGUUGGCAAAGAAUCCACGCUCUCUCUCUCUCUCUCCAUCUCUCUCCACAACCACAACCCCCCAUCAUUCUUCUCACAGAUCGCUGUUAUGUUGCAAAGUCUCAAACCCUAAUUGCACAGCGCAUUUUAGGGGUUUGAAUUUCAAGUUCAAUUUCAAUUUCAAUUUCAGUCCUUUGUUGGAGCGAUAAAGCUUUGGUAUUUUCAGCUUCUUGAUCUUCAAAACCUCUGUAUCUGGAGGUUCUUGGCAAUUCAGCAUACGAAACUUCAAGGUUUGCAAUUUGGUUUCUGAGGAAGAACGUUGAAUCUUUUAGGGUUUGGAGCUUUGAAUUCCUUCUGGGUGCUUUUAGUUUUGUUUUUUCCCAUUUUAUCUUGUGUAGGUCGGUUAUUUUUUUCUUCUUUUCAUUUCUGGGAAUCUAUCUAUUUGGAUUAGAACUAGAGUCUUUUGAUCAUUAGGAGAUCCAACUCCAAUUUGAUUGAGAGGCCUUGUUCGAUUGGAUUUAUGGGUUGUUAUAGGUUCCAAAAUUUGUAAAUUUUCAAUUAGGCAAAAUAGAAAGAAAAAAAAAUAGAAUAACAAAAAAAGGGUCCUGUGUUUCUUGAGGGAGCUACAAGAGCAUACAAUGUCUGUUGCUGAUGUUGCUUUGAGCCCGAUCUGCGAAGAGUAUUUAAGGCCACCUGGUUAUUUACAUAGCCAGUUUGGUCUUUGCUCUAGUGAAUCAAUUGUCAUUUACCUCACUGUCGACGAUUCUGUGAUUCCCAUGAGAGUUUUGGAGUCCGAUUCGAUUGCGUCAGUGAAGCUUAGGAUCCAAACAUGUAAGGGAGUUGUAGUGAAGAGACAGAAGCUAGUUUUCGGAGGCAGAGAGUUGGCACGGAACAACUGUCUUGUCAAGGACUACGGUGUCACUGACGGGAACGUUCUGCAUUUGGUUCUCCGGCUUUCCGAUCUCCUUGUUAUCACUGUUAGCACCACCUGUGGGAAGGAAUUCGAGUUUCAUGUUGAUCGCCAUCGAAAUGUUGGGUAUCUCAAGCAACGAAUUGCCAAGAAAGGGAAAGGCUUUGCUGAUCUUGAGGAUCAGGAAUUGUUAUGUAAUGGCGAGAAGCUCGAAGACCAGAGACUUAUUGAGGAUAUAUGUAAGAAUACCGAUGCUGUUAUUCAUUUGGUAGUUCAGAAAUCUGCAAAAGUUCGAGCCAAGCCUGUUGAGAAAGAUGUUGAACUCUCCAUUGUGGCAGCAAAUUGGGAUGAGAGCAAAGAUGGAUUGCCAGAAGGAGAGAAUCACCACCACACCAAGGAGCUUCAAGUUGCUUCUAGGAAGCCACCAAAUAGGGAUUUCUUGUUAGAACCGGUUUUUGUUAAUCCGAAUAUCAAAUUGCCUUCAGUUUUGAGGGAUAUGAUUAAUUCUACAUUUGAUGGAUUGGAGAGAGGGAAACCACCAAUCAGGUCGUCAGAAGGUACAGGAGGUACUUAUUUCAUGCAAGAUGGGUUGGGCAACAGAUACGUUGCCGUUUUCAAGCCCAUUGAUGAGGAACCGAUGGCUGUGAAUAACCCUCAGGGGCUACCUUUAUCAUCAAAUGGUGAAGGGCUUAAGAGGGGAACAAGAGUAGGAGAAGGUGCAUUGAGGGAAGUUGCAGCAUACAUACUGGAUCAUCCAAGGAAUGGACCUCGCUUAAUAUCAAAUGGGGAUACUGGUUUCGCUGGCGUACCCCCCACGGUUAUGGUCCAGUGCUUGCACAGAGGAUUCAAUCAUCCAGAUGGUUAUGAAUGCUCAUCAGAGCACGUUAAGAUUGGAUCAUUGCAAAUGUUCAUGAAGAAUUUUGGAUGUUGCGAGGACAUGGGUCCUCGUGAUUUCCCUGUGGAAGAGGUUCAUAAGAUCAGUGUGUUUGAUAUAAGAAUGGCAAAUGCAGACAGGCAUGCUGGGAAUAUUCUGGCGAGCAAAGAGGGAGAGGAUGGACGAAUAGUGCUUAUUCCAAUUGAUCAUGGCUACUGCUUGCCUGAGAAGUUUGAAGAUUGCACAUUUGAUUGGCUUUAUUGGCCGCAAGCUCGCCACCCUUUCUCCCAGGACACCAUUGACUACAUAAAAUCGCUGGAUGCCGAGCAAGACAUUACACUUCUGAAGUUCUACGGAUGGGACCUCUCCCUGGAGUGUGCUCGUACACUCUGCAUCUCCACCAUGCUUCUGAAGAAAGGGGUAGAGAGAGGACUCACUCCCUUUGACAUUGGAAGUAUCAUGUGUAGAGAAACCAUAACCAAGGAGUCUGUGAUUGAGGAGAUUGUUCGUGAAGCCCAGGAUUCCAUACUCCCUGGCAUGAGCGAAACCGCAUUUCUUAGUGCAGUCUCCGAAAUCAUGGAUUUCCACCUCGACAAUCUCAUGAAAUAAUUUUCAUGGGAUUUAUAGUAUAUAUUUGUAUGUAUAGAUUGAAUGAGACCACUCCAUUGGUAUGGAUUGGAUGUUUUAAGUAAUGUGGAUGGCUAGUAACGUGGGUGGCUUCCUUUGUUCUCGGUGGUGAGCCUGAAACUUUUAUUUCCUUUCACUUCUGUUCUUUCUUUACUAUUCGAUGGAGACAUGAACAGAAGUUAAAAUCACGAAUAAGAAGCUUAUGUUGGUACUUUAUGGUUUGCAAAACUGUCUAAUGUACUGCUGAGAUUGAACUGGAGUGUAAAGAUCUUGUAUAAUGUUUCUGUCAAUUUCAGAUUGGACAAAUAAUAUAGUACGUGCAAAAUAUUAUGUA